GCAGCAGCAGCUGAAGGCAGCGACAGAAGGCGACGACUCCUCAGCUCGACUGGCUGCUCCUCUGAGCCCUGCACAAUGCGAAGUUUGUUCUCAGUGACGCUGCUGCUGCUCCUGGCCCUGACGCUCACCGCCGAGGCCACCAAGAGAGGCAGAACCCACAAAGGUGGCAAACAUGAUAAAUCCAAGGCUGCUUCAGAGUGCUCCGCUGCAGAGAUGCAGUAUGGGAAAUGUGUGCCAGAGCAUGGAGACUGUGGAGACGGCCUGAGGGAGGCCACAUGCAACGACCGCACCGACAAGAUCCCAUGCAAGAUCCCCUGCAACUGGAAGAAGGACAUCAGUGACUGUAAGUAUAAGUUUGGGCCGUGGGGACCCUGCGACGCUGCCACCAACACCAAGAACCGAUCAGGAACCCUGAAGAGAGUGCUGUUCAACGCAGAGUGCCAGACUACCAUCAAAGUGUCCAAGCCCUGCUCCUCCAAAGUCAAGAAAACCAGAGGGGAGAAGAAGCCAAACUAAAGGCUGAAACGAGACGCAGAACACAGCAGGAUUUCUCCUCCUCCAGCUGAACAAUCGUCUUCACUCCUUCAAACACGAACAACCGAGAGACUCCUCCGAAACACGCCAACCACCUUUCACUUUGGCCUCCUUUUGAUUUUAUUGUUUCACUGGUUUCUGAGUUGAUGUGUGUAUUUGGUUAAGUGUGGAAAGCCUUUUCCAGUAUCCCCCCCCCUAGAUGAUGACUAAUACUGUCCUCGUAGCUUUUAGUUUAACGGAUGGUCCUAAAAGAUUUUACUGUAGCUGAAAUUAAAUUAACAUCUGAGAGACGUUCUGGUCCGAUCUGAAAGACACACGACGGUCAGGGACAUCUUCCACCAGAUUAUCAAGAGUUUUGUUUUUAGACAAGUUUAGAAUUAUCACCUUUAAAGUAUGUACAAAUUUGGAAGGCUUGGGUGGAGCUGUAAUGACAUAAUCUUCUAUAAAAUCUAUUUUUGAACUGUAGUUUGAUGGUGCAAGAGGAGACUUGUAUAAAUGAUCAAAUUAAAUACUGUACAUUGUUUUGGUGAUGA
This is a messenger RNA of Monopterus albus (swamp eel), 1067 nucleotides long. RefSeq names its product midkine b (gene mdkb). The transcript has 5 exons. Gene Ontology annotation, molecular function: growth factor activity. The record is from RefSeq and is a predicted model, not a curated record. Bases 76 to 516 code for a protein of 146 amino acids. Lineage: Eukaryota; Metazoa; Chordata; Actinopteri; Synbranchiformes; Synbranchidae.